Messenger RNA from Lineus longissimus, 4456 nucleotides. RefSeq names its product mitogen-activated protein kinase 7-like. Bases 185 to 3730 code for a protein of 1181 amino acids. Gene Ontology annotation, molecular function: MAP kinase activity; ATP binding. The transcript has 9 exons. The record is from RefSeq and is a predicted model, not a curated record. Gene Ontology annotation, biological process: intracellular signal transduction; protein phosphorylation. Gene Ontology annotation, cellular component: nucleus; cytoplasm. Lineage: Eukaryota; Metazoa; Nemertea; Pilidiophora; Heteronemertea; Lineidae.
UCAAUGGCAAGAAUGGUGGCUGUUUCAGUCUUUCUCAAAAAUUCGUGAUGUGAACAUCCUGUUUACGCGCUAUGUAAUCCUGAUUUCCUGAUUUGCCAUUGAUGUAUUGUAAUAGAGAAACGACUGUCGCCUGAGAGUCCGUGGAAUCGAUUUUUGUGUGUUGCAAAGAAUUUCAAGCACAAAAAUGAGCAAGCUGCAGGAUCCCAACUUGAUUAAGAAUCUUCUUGCCCUGAAGAAGAGGUCCCUGGAUGUCAAGUUCAACUUGAAUAACACCGACUACACUCCCAUCGAAAAUAUCGGCUCAGGGGCCUAUGGGGUCGUCUGCUGUGCCCAACAUAAGAAAACAAAGGACAAAGUCGCAAUAAAGAAAAUCCCAAAUGUCUUUGAUAUUGUUGUCACGGCCAAAAGAACUUACAGGGAGAUUAAAAUCCUCAAACAUUUCAAACACGACAAUGUUAUUUCGAUUCGUGAGAUUCUAAAACCUCCAGGAUCGCUUGCUGAUUUCAAGGAUGUUUACGUUGUGCUGGACCUGAUGGAAAGUGACCUUCAUCGAAUCAUUCACUCUCAUCAAGAGCUGACUGAGGAGCAUGUGCGAUUCUUCCUCUACCAGAUCCUCCGAGGGCUAAAGUAUAUUCAUUCCGCCAGCGUCAUUCACCGGGAUUUGAAGCCAAGUAACCUCUUGGUGAAUGAGAACUGUGAAUUGAAAGUAGGGGACUUUGGCAUGGCUCGUGGUGUCGCCACGAAGAAAGAUGACAGCAUGAUCUUCAUGACGCAGUAUGUUGCGACACGUUGGUACAGAGCACCAGAGCUUAUCAUGUCUUUCGUUGAUUAUUCUGCGGCUGUAGAUAUGUGGUCAGUCGGAUGCAUCUUUGGUGAGAUGCUUGGGAGAAAGCAACUUUUCCCAGGCAGAGAAGUCCUUUCCCAACUCCAGCUGAUAAUAAGCACACUUGGGACACCAUCAGAGGAGGUUAUGGAACAGUCCAAGUCUGACAUUGUCAGAGGACUUGUCAAAAGCCUUGGUCACAAGGAACGAGUCCCAUGGAAGUCAGUGUAUCCGAAGGCGUCCAAGAAAAGCAUUGACCUGCUGAGUAAGAUGCUCGUGAUUGAUCCAAGAGAGAGGAUUACAGCAGAAAAGGCGCUUAAGCAUCCCUUCUUGAAUAAAUACUACGACCCUGAUGACGAACCUGUCUGUCCCAUGUUUGACUUCAGUUUUGAAGAGAAGCCCAUGGACAGAGAUGACUUGAAACAAGCUAUUAUGACUGAAAUCAUGGACUACCACAAACCGAAGGAAAUACGUGUCGCAGGUGGACUACUGACUCCAGCAAACAAAGUACAAACAACAACAGAAUCACAGAAUCUACAUGAACCUGUUGUUAAUGCAGAAGGUGUUCUUGUUGCUGGUGGAUCUGCACCUCCUCAUGCCAUUUUGAACUACCCUCAGACUGUCAACAUUCAACCAGCUAAGCUGAAUGCCCCAGUGACAGUUGUCAAUGAGCCAGCAGACUUUCAAAAUUUCAUGACCCACCUUCAGAACCAAGUUGCAAAGCCUCCUGCGGUGACACAGGGUAUCUUGCAAGGUCAGGGGGUUCAGUCUGUUCCGUUAGGCAAUGCCUCUGUUCAGAUGGGACUAGCUGGGCAUACAGCUUGCCCUGCGGUCUCUUCCGCCAGAAGUGUGUCUGUUCCUGCUUCGCAAGCCGUGCCGACCAGUGUUAUUCAAACUUCAACUGAUCACUCUGGAUCUAAAACGAUGCGGUCUUUACUCCCAGAACAUUUACAACCAAGGUCUGUUGGAGGAGUGCACUCCAACCAGACGCCACUGUCUUUCCAGUUUGUCAAUCAAAUAGGCUCAACUCUGCAGCAUCAGCAAACUUCCGAGAGCCUUUUCAAAAAGCCAAGUGAACCUGCCACUCAAAAGUUCCCGAAAGGUCUACAAAAUAUCACGAUUUGUGCCAAGCACGCUUUAGAAGCCCCAACUAGUGAUGUUGAAAUGUUGAGUGCUCGGUCCAAUGAUGGACGGACAAUUGAUUCUGUAGAAAUGUUGAGUGCAAAAGCCGAUGGAAUGCCAUCUACUGUGAUCCCUACAUCAGCUAUUGAGACUGAUGUGAAGAAGCCGACUGCUAUUCUGCCCAAGCCUGGUACCCAAGUUCCCACUGCUGUACAACCAAAAGGAAGCCAAAUCGGACCACCUCCAAAGAAGACGACGGUAUCGGAAGAUACAAAAGCUCGGAUAAAAGAUGCCUUGCUUCAAGCUGGUAACAGGAAAAAGUUAGGUUCUUCAUCAGAUGAGGGCGGUGGUAGGAAUCGUCCCAUUACAGCUGUAUCGCGGCAGAAAGAGCGAGAGGAGAGGCGCAAGAAAAAGCUGGAGAAAGCAAUGGAGAGGAAGAAGAAACAAAGGGAGAAAGAUAAGCCCAAGUGUGAUCUGCUCCUGACCGAUGAGGACCGUGACCUGCUGAACAAAUGGACAAGUAUGCAGCAGACAACAAAACCAUUCGUGCAUCCAAUCAGACAACACUUGCCAGAGCUCAUAGCACUGAAACAUGAGUCCAUUAUCAGAAAGAACUGUGAUGAAAAUGUGGAACCGCUCGGAGGUGAUCAGCAGACCGAAUCAGGACAAACUCAUCAAAGUGUUGGUGUAUCCUCUGUUGUUUCCUCCAGCACAUCUGGUAUAUCUGUUAGUGCAGUACCAACGAACCCUGGCCGAGAGACUAAUGUUAUGGUGUUGAUAGAUGGUGCUGGGAACAUGCAGAAUUCAUCUGAUGCUGUGCACACUAUGCAGACUUUGGUGGCUGAGAUUCCAGCUGCAUCCGUCCAAGUCCCCAUCCCGCCGAACUCAAUGGUCUCCAGACAACAGCUUGGCAGUUGGCCAAACUCGGCUGUCUUGGGCCGGUCUCUGCAUGUGAAUGCCUCUGAUCCAUCCAAGCCUCAGAACAUUCGAGGUUCAAUGCAGCACCAGCCACAAGUAAUUGUUCACUCAUCAUCCUAUUCACCAGAAAUAAGUGGUUUUCCUAAUGCCAGUUUGAAUAAGUCGACAAGUCCUGGCAGCUUGUUCUCCUACAGCAGUUCGGAAAAUUCUCAGGAUGCAAAAAGUGAUGUUUUAGUUGACAUUCUGAAUACAUCCCCCGUUGUCGGUGGUGCAGAGAGCAGCCCUUGUGAUGAUGUAUUCUCAAGUCUGUUACGUAAUUCUCCGAAAGGAGGUAAAGAACUGAGAUCAGAGAACUUGUCUCCUGGCAGGGGUGGGUUGAACAUACAGCAGGAUGCGUCACACGAUCCAUUACUAAGUCAGCUGGACACCAUUCCUAAUAUAAGCGAGCCAAAAGUUGACAGUCCUGGUGCAGCAUUACGCUCCGAGCCCUUCUUAGACCUGGCCAGCACCAGCACACCACUACCUCAGCAGUCACUUCCACAAGAUCUCAUCUCGUUGCUCACCAAACAGCUGUCAAAGUCGCAGGUUGAGGAUAUCUUCCCACCGGUGUUGGCCAUGACACCCAAAGGGACUGGUGAGGGAUACGGUGUUGGUUUGGACCUGGAUCAGAUCCUGACAGAGAUGUUCAUGGAGUCCAACACUAACAAGGAAGCAGAGAGUGGUACCUACAAGCCCGACUCUGCCCCGUUGUCGGCCUCCUUGCUUGCUGAUUGGUUGGAGGUUAGUGGCAACAUGGAUGCCAAGGAGGUGAUGGAGGAUCUACAGAAGGAGCUCGGGCUUGGAUCACCCAUGUCACUUGCAGAAUGAAUGGUUUAAAUCAGGAAUCAUGAAAUCAAACAUUUUGGUAUGUGAUACAGUCUGGAACUAAGAAGGUCAAAUUGUGGGUGUAUGUCCAAAAAUGAAUCACUUGUAGACGCUCGUCUUGGUACAUGGAGAUCAAAUGUACAGCCAAGAUACAUGUAGUUCAAUGUCCGUCGGCCUUUGUUGCCACGUGGCCUAAUGUGCUGCUAAGAUUGUUCAGCCUUUUCCCAAACAUUUAGUGCUGGCUUCAUAUUUCUUAUUUUGCACCUUUACAUCACAAAAUGUGUUGGAGAGUACCUUACAGCAUUACUUGAACAUGCUUGAUUACAGAGAAUCACAGCCUUUAAUGGUCCUCAUGUUCAAUAUUUGUAAGAUUAGGUCAUUAUCGUCAUCAUCUUUACGCAUCAUGCAAUUAGUUUUCAUGAAGUCCAGUCCACAAUCAAAGUGAGACCAUUAGUCUACAGCUCAGUGACACUGCGAGUUCUCUUAUACAUCAACACAUCCAUCUACAUUGAUAUGUACAUGUAAGUUGCAUGGGUGGGAACUUAGUAGAAACAAUCCUUGCAAUUUACUGAGCUGAAAAAGAAAUCCACAACUAUACUUUUUUCAUCAAGUCUAUGUUUGAUAUAUUCAUUAAACAACAAGCUCCUUAUAAUUUGUAUAGAACUUCUUUCAACAGAUAAAAGUUCAACUCACUCAAUUUGUCAAGAGAAAUAAAUUGAUGAAAAUUGA